CGCCCCGCCCCGCCCCGCCCCAAAUAAACGUGUCACUCUCUCCCUAUAUAUCCAACCCUUUGCCUCCGUAGAAGCAUCUAGCCAAAGCCUUCUAGGGUUUCUGAUUUCGAAAGAGAGAAAAAAAAUGGCGGAUAGUGAUCAGGCUAGGGGCAAGGGGAGUGUCAAGUGGUUCAACGAGCAGAAGGGGUUCGGGUUCAUCACUCCCGACGACGGCGGCGAUGAUCUGUUCGUCCACCAGUCCGGCAUCAGAUCUGAGGGUUUCCGCGUCCUCGGCGAUGGCGAGGCCGUCGAGUUUGAUGUGGAGCAUGGCGAUGACGGCCGCACCAAGGCCGUGAACGUCACCGGUCCCGAUGGUGCUCCCGUCGAGGGACGCUCCACCGGCGGCGGUGGAGGAGGCGGAGGGGGCCGCGGAGGAGGCGGCUACGGAGGCCGGGGAGGCGGUGGACGCGGAGGUGGAGGCUACGGAGGUAGCAGCGGUNGGUGGCGGCUAUGGAUCAGGCGGUGGCGGUUACGGAGAGCGGCGGCGGUGGAGGAGGCGGCGGAGGCCGCUACGGCGGCGGCGGCGGCGGCGGAUCCGGGUGCUUUGGCUGUGGCGAGGAAGGACACUUUGCUCGCGACUGCCCGAACAGCAGCCGUUGAUCUGUUCACCCAUCAACUCAGAGAGAGCCUAUCAGAACUUCUGCAUUGCUCAGCCCUGUAGUUUUUAUCUUUAUCAUCUCUUUGUUUUUACUAUUAUCAAUCUGAGUUGUCUGUGUUAUUAUGGAUCUGGGCUGUGUUUCGCCAUCCCUUGAUCAUCCUUUUCAAGAUCUAGCUGACUAGAAGAACCUCCAAUGGUGUUAUCUAUCCUUAAACCUGGUUUUGUUCAACUUUUAAUGGAAGUGUCUUUUGAAUAUUACUUGUCUUUAUUCUCAUUUCUGGAAUCUUUUGCUUUGAAUCUAUAUAUGCAUGAUGAUAUUAAAAGUUUCUGGUAUAA
Cuscuta campestris is the source of this 973-nucleotide messenger RNA. The record is from the annotation of a GenBank genome assembly. Lineage: Eukaryota; Viridiplantae; Streptophyta; Magnoliopsida; Solanales; Convolvulaceae.